GAACCUCCCACUGGUUUCUCCGCCUUCUGCAGAGCUGCACCCAGGACCUCUUGGGCUAUAUCGCCAAGGAGUUUGGGAUUCUCCACCAGAUCCUGCAGGAGAAGGAACAGGGCAUGAAAGAGACCGUGGAGAGGCUGAAGGAGGAGAACCGGACGGAGAUGGAGGAGAGGCUGAAGGAGCUGGAUAAAGAAGUGACCUUUCGUAACGAGACCCUGUCCAGGGCCCGGGCAGAGAUGGACACCUCCGAUCACAUUGCCUUCCUCAGAGGCAUCAAGGAGCUGAUGAGAAGAGUCCGAGAGGAUCAGUCGAGCCGCGGUGGGGAGGAGGAAGAGGACAGUGCAAGUGACGAAGGGUCCAGCAGCGAUGACGAUGAUUGGAUUGAUGAAGAUGUAGAUGUGGCUAAUGGCGAGGAGGAGGAGGAGGGAGAUGAAGAUGAGGCUAAUGGCGAGGAGGAGGAAGGAGAUGAAGAUGACGAUGGGGAUAUCGUUGCUGUGGACCCGGCUCUCGAGGAAUUCAAGGACUCGCUGGACUUUGAGGCCUGGCAGGAAAUGCUGGGGACCAUCCAAGCAGCCACUGUCCAUGAUGGGGAGGUCACACCUGUCACAUGGAACUGACGACCACUUGGGGUGCAUCUGUGGGGCCAAUCCCAGCCCUCGGAGAUUCCGAUUCAGAGGAAAAGCUGCCAUAUAUUUUGAGGAGGAGAUUUGGUGGAGGGUGAAGGCGCCAGGAUCCAGUCUCUCUAGCCUGCCAGCGUGAGGGACAUGCCAUGGAAAUGUACUCGGAUUGCCCAGCAGGCAGGACACCGGCAUUUCAUUGCGUGUUGCAUGAGUAGCUGAUUCUGUCGAGUCUUUGGCUGAUAUUAACCUGGUUACAAGGACAAUUUCAAAGUGCUGUAUCAAAUAAACCAGAGCUCAGAACAGAA
Messenger RNA from Gopherus evgoodei (Goodes thornscrub tortoise), 922 nucleotides. RefSeq names its product prothymosin alpha-like. The record is from RefSeq and is a predicted model, not a curated record. The transcript is spliced from 4 exons. The coding region runs from base 114 to 614 and encodes 166 amino acids. Lineage: Eukaryota; Metazoa; Chordata; Testudines; Testudinidae.